Messenger RNA from Paramecium sonneborni, 787 nucleotides. The record is from the annotation of a GenBank genome assembly. Lineage: Eukaryota; Ciliophora; Oligohymenophorea; Peniculida; Parameciidae.
AUGAAUUUGUAUAAUUCUCCAAACUCGUCUUGUUAACUUGAUUUUGAAGAAUAAUAUAAUGUGUAAUGCCCAUUUAAGCCUAAAAUACCUUAUACAGUUUAAAAUACGUUCGUUUAAGAAAUUGGUUAAGCAAGCUAUUUAAGUCGGUAACCUUCAGAACAUUUAAAACAUAAUAUGGUUGGUUAGAACAUAGCAAAUAACAGUGAGUAUUCGUGUUGUGAUAAAUUUGAGUAGAUAUCUCAAAAAUAUGAAUCUUCAUUACAAGCUCAAAUAAUCACAAUGUUAUAAUUAAAUGAAUUGAUUGAUGAACAUUCAAUUCUUUUAGAAACAUAUUUAUAAAAAUAGAGAAUUCAUAUAGAUAAACAAAAAUUGCCAAUAAUAUGUUAAGAAUAAUAAAAUUCAGAUUCUUAGUGGAAAUAGAAGUGGGAAUAAGAGAAUAGACUAAAUCAUCAAAGAAAUUAAAAAAUAAAGUUAAUAUUAAAAUUAAUAAAAAUAGCGAGUUAAAGAAAAAACUAGAGGGACUUGAAGAAUAAUGUGUUUAAACAGAGAGUUUCUAGAUUACAUUAGAAUUAGAUUCUUGGAGGAAUAAAUAUUAAAAUUUGACAAAGAUUCACAAUGAAACAGCAGAAAAACUUAAAGUAUUAGAGAUUGAAUUAGAAUAAUUAAAAUAAAGUUAACCUGUAGAGGAUAGUGAUUAAUCGGUAUUGAAUUAAAUUAAUAUUAUAUAUAGAAAAGGACAUCAGUAAUAUCUACAAGGAGAAGACAAACAAAAUAGAUUGAGUUGUGA